This is a messenger RNA of Physella acuta, 3002 nucleotides long. RefSeq names its product mesoderm induction early response protein 1. Gene Ontology annotation, cellular component: nucleoplasm. Gene Ontology annotation, molecular function: histone deacetylase binding; transcription corepressor activity. Gene Ontology annotation, biological process: negative regulation of transcription by RNA polymerase II. NCBI's taxonomy places the organism in Eukaryota, Metazoa, Mollusca, Gastropoda, Physidae. The record is from RefSeq and is a predicted model, not a curated record.
UGAGCCUCGUUUUAGAAUUGGAAAUAUUCGGUCAAGAUGGCGGAGGUUGCUCAUUCAGACACAAGCAGUCCUGACACUGACAAGGACUUUGAUCCAUCAGCUGAUAUGAUGGUUCAUGAUUAUGAUGAUGAGAGAACACUUGAUGAGGAAGAGGCAAUGACUAGUGGAGAAAGUUGUACAGGAGAACUGGAUGAUUUACAAAAGGAGAGUGAAAUGCCUAUUGAGGAUCUCUUAGCGCAGUAUGCUGCAGGUGCAGGAGGUGCAGAUGAGUUAGCUGACAAUUCUCAAUCAGGUCCAUCUUCAAGCAGUGAGGAGGAAAUCUUAGAUGGUCAAAACCCUAAUUUGGCCAAGGAUGUCAACUCACAGAAUGUUUUAAACGAUGGUGCAGAAGACAGGGACACAGAAAUCAGUGAACUGAUACAUAAUGUGUCACGCUCACAGACUGGUAGGCUACUCAGAUCAACUAGUCAUCCAGAAAGUGACGAUUCAGAAUCCUCUUCUGAUGAUGAAAAUUAUGAGCCAAUUGAAGAACAUAAAAAGACUAUCCAGGUUGGGUCAGACUUUCAGGCAGUUAUUCCUGCUGGUCUUUCAGCAUAUGGUGAUGCCCCUGCCUAUGAAAAUGAAGACAGAUUGUUGUGGGAUCCAUCCAAAAUUAAGGAUGAAAAUGCUCUCAAUGAUUAUUUAUGUAAUGUCCAAAGAGAAGUAGACAGGAAACUUCAUACUGUCGCAACUAUCCCCAGGGGAAAGCAUAUUCGUGAUGAUGAGCAGGCCUUGUUUCUGUUGCUUCAGUGUGAUAACAAUAUUGAAGAGGCAGAGCGAAGGCGUAAAAUGCAGGCUGUCCCCCCAACAGAUGUUAUGAGCCUGUGGUCAGAGGAUGAAUGUCGAAAUUUUGAGGAUGGUCUACGUUUAUAUGGGAAAAACUUUCAUGAAAUACAUCAUAAUAAGGUGCGCACUCGUUCUGUUUUUGAAUUGGUGCAUUUUUAUUAUUUGUGGAAAAAGACGGAGAGGCAUGAUAUAUUUGCUGCCAAGACCAGAGCAGAAAAAAGAAAAUAUUCAUUAAACCCUGGUGUCACAGAUCACAUGGACAGAUUCCUCGAAGAACAGGAGGUUGAAUUGAAUCAAAUAAUGGCCCCGCAAUCUUCAGAUUCUAAAAUAGAAAUAUCUGAGGAUGAUCAUGCAAAGACAAAUGUUGGUCUAUUUAACACCGGAAAAACAACCAUCAUGUCUCCAUCUAGACAGUUUGAUAGAAACUUGCCAAAAAGUGGUGAUGGUCCUGCAAAACGUUUGCAUCAUCACCAUCACCACCAUGGUGAAAUGAAUGGUUCACAUAAUGCUGACAACCCUUCUGAUCAUUUAGUGCCAAAGAAGUUAAAGUUAGAAAGUUUACAGUCGCCUUUAGAUCAGAAUUCUCCCAAAAAGCAGAAGCUUUUAGAUCAUUCUCAAGAAUCCAUAGCUGCAUUAUCACAACCAUUGCUACCUUCAUCUCCAUACAAGAGCUUGAUAAAAGCUGAGAGAGCUUCCGAGCAAGCAAGCCAACCAAAGCAUAUAGAAUGCAACCCACCAGAAUCAAGUAUUGACAACAGCACCAACACUAGAAAUGAGGGCUUUAACUUAUCUGAAAAAAUUCAAUAUAAUGAGCUUCCAAGCUUGUCUUCAAAUUCUAUAAGGUCGGUUGGUCAAAUUUCUACUCCGCCAACUAUAUUGGGCAAACCAUUGAACAUUGUGGGUGAGAGUGGUUCAGAGCUGAUAAACAACAAAUCCGUGACAUGAUCAACCCCGUCCCAUUAGUAGUAUCCCGUCGCUGUACCACCAUGUACUUGUUGUGAAUUGCAUUUAACUUAAAGUGACUAAAACAGUCUUGUUAAAAUUAACUCAGAAAGGUGCGGUAGUUGAAUUGUCUGUAACCAAUUGUACAUAGUUCUUUUUCCACGCAAUAUAAUUUUUGAGAUAGUUUGCACAUGCUAUUAUUGUUAUAGCUUGAAUGUGUAAUAUUUUUUUGACAGUAUUUGGGAUUUUCAUUUUGUUUUGUGGAAAUAAAUGUGCUACCUAGAAUAUUUGUACCAUAAUAAAUUUUUAUAAAUCCUUUAUAUAUUUUUUCAUACUAGUAAUGUUGAAGAUUAUUUAACCAUACUACUAAUUUAUUGAUCAGUUAAAAUUAUUUUUUGAAGGGCAGCAAAGUAGUCAAAAUAGGUGGAACGUUUACAUCAGCAUUGUUUGGUAGUGUCUAAGUUAAGAAUAAGACGUGGUGAUAAAAAGUUUUUAGUAAAUUAGAAGAUUAUUAUAUUACAAAAGACUUUUAUUAAAACUAUUUACUUUUAUUAAAACAAUUGUAAAACUCACAAUCCUUUAGGUAAAGAAAAUUAUAGACCACAGAAGGGAUUUAAUACUGUAUUAAAAGUCUAGUAAUUUGCUAAAUUACAUUAUUACAAUUUCAUUUUGUGAUAUUAUACAAGGUACUCUAUACAAUUAUGAAUAUUGCUUUCCAAGUCAGCAGUAUGAAUAAUUUCUGGCUUGUUUUCAUUUUGAGAAAGCAAAUUACUCUUGACAAAAUUUCAAAAACUAAAUAUUUCAUAAUUUAUUUAGUUUCUUUUUAUGCAUUUCCAAAAUGCUUUAUAUUAAAGUGUGUUUGAUACAGUAUUUUGUAGAAUUAUAUUGACAAGUUCAAAACUAAAACUGGUUUUAAUCCAAUCGCAAAACGUGUUGAACAUUGGUUGAAUACCUAUGUAAUACUGUAUUUAUGUAGUAUUUGUAUAUACGCUGUUUGUUAUGAUAUAGAUAUACAUGUGCUGUUUAACAAGGACUGUAAAAGCAGGAUGCAAGCUGUCAUUACAGAGAUUAUUUAUUUGUCUUAAUGUUUAAAAUGUGUGAUCAUAAAGGCCAUCUUAUGGUGUGGCUAGAAUAACUUUCUACAUUUAACGUCAUGUUUGUUUUAACAAUCUUUUAUGCUAAUGGAUAUUCACAAAACAUUUGUAUCUACUUCACAAUAAAAAGUUAAAGAAUUA